Messenger RNA from Orussus abietinus, 1763 nucleotides. RefSeq lists its product as uncharacterized. The transcript has 5 exons. NCBI's taxonomy places the organism in Eukaryota, Metazoa, Arthropoda, Insecta, Hymenoptera, Orussidae. Gene Ontology annotation, biological process: protein palmitoylation. Gene Ontology annotation, cellular component: Golgi membrane. Gene Ontology annotation, molecular function: palmitoyltransferase activity; protein binding. The coding region runs from base 182 to 1672 and encodes 496 amino acids. The record is from RefSeq and is a predicted model, not a curated record.
CCCGAACGAACGUUACGUGACCUCUUUUCAUCCUUAAAUGAACGGAACGAAAUUUUAAAUUCUAACCGCAUGUUUUAGUUAAAUUGUGUAUUAGAUUUUAAUAAGGUGUAUUUGCACAAAAUUUGUGUUGUGUUGCAAUUGAAGGGGAUUACAUGUAACUAUAAUUUAAGAGGAUCCAGCGAUGUCACAGAACAUUGGCUCGAAAAGAUGCACUGAGUUAGAUAUUUUACGUAUACUGCGGAAAGAAGGAUAUUCCUUAACCCAUGUAAACAGUUAUGGCGAAAACUUGUUGCACAUUUGUGCCGUCAAUGGGUGCACUAAUAUAAUUAAAGAGAUAUUGCAGACAAAUCAGUUGUGUAACGUCGAUCAAAAGAAUAAAUUUGGGUGGACUCCUUUAAUGCAAGCAAUUCGCAAUGGCCAUGUGGAAACAGUCAAACUACUCUUACAGUAUGGCUCCGAUGUCAAUGAAUCAACAUAUUUAGGUAUGUCCGUCAUCGGAUUGGCAACAGCAAUUGGUAAAGAAAUGCUCGAAAUUGUUUCCAAUGCUUGUCCAGUUUUACUGAAAAAUGUUGUUCACGAAGAUAUCACGCCACUGUGUAUCGCUGCUUUGAAAAAUGAUAAAGAAUUGUUUUUUACUAUAUCGAGACAUCAUUUUGAUAUUUCUAUUGAAAAUGAAUAUACUCAUCUUAUGAUAAGAAAAUCAACUGUCCCAGAAAUAGCGAGUUUGGCUAAGACUCGUCUGGAAUUAGAUGAUUAUUGGAAUGAUAAUUCUGACCUGAUUGAAGUCGAAUCUUCCAACGAAAAUGUAGCAAGUAAAUCAUUUACAUUCCCUGACAUCGAUAAUAAAGCAAACGAGGAUGAUUCCACACAAAAACGAGUUAAAAAGUUCUGCAACGACAUCACUGACCAGAAAGAUAUUCUUGAUACUAAUAUCCCCGCUAUACAGAUUCGUCGUGAUAGCUGCAACAAUUUAAGAAUUGAUCCAAAUACUAUGCAAAUAAGUUUCCCAGUGUCUAUAAUGGCCAAACCGAAAAGUUUGAUAUCUCCAAAUUUGACAUACAAUCGAGAUACUCAGUUCCCCUUGUCACCUGGCAUGUUCGUCCCAGAAAAUCAAUUUUAUUUAACUUCAUGUGAAACAAUGCAAGGAGACAUGGGAGAUGGGCCACUAAAUUCUCGUGCAUCAGAAAUUGUAGGAGCUAUGGCGACUACGACAAUUCCACAUUUGUCGACACCUCCUUUAAAUAGAUGCCAGGAAGAACAUCCUUCAGAUUCAAAUGUCACCAGUUCAACUGAUGAUCCCAACGUUACCUUAACCUUUGUGCCAGAAUUCAGUCCGGUUCACUCGCCACAUAUUCCACGUGACAUUAACGACGAUAACAGUGUUUUUGGUGAAAAUACCCCUACACCACCACGUUCCAAAAUUCCACUGCACAGAGAAAUUCUUAGUGCACAACAAAAUAAGAUGGUUCUUUUAUUGGAGCAGUUCGGGUUGAAUCGUUUCAUUCCCCUAUUUUUAGAACAAGAGGUUGAUGCGGAGCUCUUUUUAAUGCUUAAUGACGAGGAUUUGUUAGAGUUGGGAAUAACCAAUAAGCUAGAUCGCAUAAUACUGUUGGAAAUAAUUAUGUCGUUAAUCAAUAUCGGGCAUCCAAUUAAUUAUGAUGUCAACUUUUAAAAGUGUUUUAGAUAAUGAUGUAUUUAUUGUGUCUCCUUGUGUAAUGUAGGGCAUCCAAUUAAUUAUGAUGUGAACUUUUAAAAGUGUUUUA